AUGCCCACUCGCGAUUCCCAUCUGCAGUUCCAGAAGUGGGCACAGGAAUUCGGGCCCGUCUACAGUCUGAUUCUCGGGACCAAAACGUUGGUAGUACUGUCAAGCGAUCAGGCUGUCAAAGACUUGUUGGAUAAGCGAAGUGCGAUGUACUCGCAUAGACAGGAGAUGUACAUCGGCCAAACGCUAUGCAGCGGAGGCCUUCGAUUGCUUAUGAUGUCUGGCGAGGAGUAUGUGCCCUUCGAUCACCGUUUCGAUCACGAGCCUGACAAAUUACAGUUUCGAAAAAUGGUUCAUGGCCUCCUCAACGUGACCGCUGCCAAGUCCUAUGUUCCCUACCAGAUGCUUGAGAACAAACAGAUGAUGUAUGAGUUUCUCACUCAGCCAGAACGGUUCCUAUACAGCAUCCGUCGCUACUCCAAUGCCCUGACCACCACUAUGGUCUUUGGGUGGCGCACACCGACCUACGAGGACGAGAAAAUGAAACAGCUUUUUGACGGCUUCUCUGAGUUUGCCGAGAUAAACCAGACGGGAACAGCUGCCCUUAUCGAUUUCUUUCCGUGGUUGAGAAUGCUGCCGGACUUUCUCCUCCCGACGCAGAAGAGAGCCAAGGAACUUCACCAGCGGGAAAAGGCUCUGUACGUGGGCCACUGGUUGCGAGCAAAGCAGGAUAUCCGUGACGGAAGGAUUAAGCCCUGCUUCUGCGUCGGUCUGGCCGAGGCCCAAAAGUCGGACGGAUUCAGUGACGACCAGGCUGCGUACAUCUCCGGGACAUUGUUGGAGGCCGGUUCCGACACCACCUCCAGCACUCUGUAUGCGUUCGUUCAGGCGAUGCUCCUCUUCCCUGACGUGCAGCGCAAGCUUCAAGAGGAGAUUGACCGCGCUGUGGGACCCCGUAUGCCGACCAUGGAUGAUGAGCAGGACCUGCAGUAUGUUCGCGCUUGCAUGAAAGAGACCCUGCGCUGGAUGCCAACGACCAUUCUCGGCGCGGUGCCGCACGCCGUCACCCAAGAUGACGAGUACAUGGGUUAUCUCAUCCCAAAAGGCGCUGGCGUUGUGAACAACGUGUGGGCCAUCAACAUGGACGAGAAGCGUCACCCCAACCCGCGGGUGUUCAACCCCGAUCGGUACAAAGAUGAUCGCCAAACCUUGGCUGAAGCAGCCGCUAACCCUGAUGCCACCAAGCGCGAUCAGUUCACGUUUGGCGCUGGGCGCCGAAUCUGCCCUGGAAUCCACAUUGCCGAGCGCAGCCUGUUCUUGGGAAUCUCGCGCAUGAUGUGGGCUUUCAACGUGGAGCCAGCAUUGGAUGAAAAGGGGCAGCCUAUCUUCCCCGAUGCAGAUCGUUUGACUCAAGGGUUUGUCUGCAUGCCAGAGGAGUUCCCUGCUCGUAUCACACCACGGUCCCAAGCCAAGGCGGAUAUGGUCAUCAAGGAAUGGAAGGAGGCAGAGCAACAAUGCUUGGAUCCAGAAACUAAGCAGUGGUUGCUCUCGCCAGUGAAAUGA
This is a messenger RNA of Aspergillus pseudoviridinutans, 1500 nucleotides long. Its product is annotated as cytochrome P450. Gene Ontology annotation, molecular function: monooxygenase activity; heme binding; iron ion binding. The record is from RefSeq and is a predicted model, not a curated record. Bases 1 to 1500 code for a protein of 499 amino acids. The transcript has 2 exons. Lineage: Eukaryota; Fungi; Ascomycota; Eurotiomycetes; Eurotiales; Aspergillaceae.